UAUGGUCACAAAGUACUAAUACUAACGCUGCAGUUGUUUACCAAAAGUGUAUCAAUAAAAAACUAUAUUAAUAUAAAUAUAAGAAAAUUAAAUUAAAUAUAAGACAAUGGUUAUAAAAGCAAAUACUGAUUUACAAAGUGAAAUUGAAUAUAAUGAAUUUGAAGUUCCUAAACCCAUCAAGAGGCUACAUAAAAAUCAACACGCAACAAACGCUAAUCAUGGAAAUUCAUGCCAAAAACCUACGUGCACAAAUAACAAUGAACCCAGUGUAUCAAGUAACAGUCAGCCUUUACAGAGAUUCAAUAAUUCCAUUCUGACAAUGGAGCUACAUCACCAUCCCGAAGAAACUGCUUCACAUCAUUCUUCUGUUCCUUAUGAAGAACAAAACAACUUCAUUGCUCAACCGUGUACUCCAUCUAACCAAUCUCGUAAUUUGCCAAAAAAGCGAAAGCUGCGCGGUCGCCGUGACCGUCAAUGUUCAAAGAAAACAUGCGCAAAUUGCGAAAUAAGCGAAAACAGGUUGCGGUAUACCGAAAAAAAAGUCGAAACUAUCAGAAUGACAAAUGAGUUACUAAGGAAAAAUAUUUUCCUAUUGAAUAGGAGGUCUGAACAGUUGUGCAAUAUACUCGUCGCAACCGGAUUAACGGAGCAGUAAAUUCGAAAACAUGGACUGGACCAUCUUCAUGAAAAGAAAAAUAGCAAUUAUUCUACAUUAUCUAUAAUAAUUGUAUUACUCACUAUAUAUGUUUUUAAACAAGGUUUUUGUUGAAUCUUUAUAAAUAAAAUUAUAUAAGUAUCAAUCGAUAUCAUCAUUGGCAUCAAAUUAAUGCUCGUGUUAUAUACUAAUGUGUAAUUCGAGAACCUUGGAUUGACAGAGACAAAAAUGUUUAUUUAAAAUGGAAGUGAUUACACUUGCUUAUUGAUAGUCAAAAAUCUACGACCGAGCCGGAAAUAUACAGAUACGGUCCUUCAUCGUUUUCAAAGACGACUUGUAUAUAUUUGGUGAAUAUUUGUUCGGGUGGAAGUUAUUGCAGAUAGCUGCAAAUUUUCGUGUUAUCUCCCUCAAUCCGUUUGAAUACGAGCUGUAUUCAAAUUAAUGUUUUUCCAACAUUAAAUACGACGGUAUUUAUGUGUAUAUCAUUUUAUUUUAACAAUAGGUUAAUAAAGGUUUGAGACCUUUACCAUAUUUUUAUGUUCUUGUAAACACUUCUUCUUUAAUAAAUUGAUAAUUUGUA
This is a messenger RNA of Vanessa atalanta (red admiral), 1235 nucleotides long. RefSeq lists its product as uncharacterized. Bases 107 to 655 code for a protein of 182 amino acids. The transcript has 7 exons. NCBI's taxonomy places the organism in Eukaryota, Metazoa, Arthropoda, Insecta, Lepidoptera, Nymphalidae. The record is from RefSeq and is a predicted model, not a curated record.